Molecule: messenger RNA, 3585 nt
Organism: Zonotrichia leucophrys gambelii
Lineage: Eukaryota; Metazoa; Chordata; Aves; Passeriformes; Passerellidae
Gene: PRRT4
Product: proline rich transmembrane protein 4
Exons: 6
Coding region: 55-3255 (1066 amino acids)
Source: RefSeq, a predicted model, not a curated record
UGCCGCCGCCGGGGCCGGGCCGGGGCUGGAGCCGCCGCCGAGGCCGCCGCUGCGAUGUCGCCGCUGUGCCCCGCGGGAGGGGCGGCCGCCCCCCGGCUGCUGCUGGCGCUGCUGUGCGUGGCCCGGGCCGCCGCCCCCCCGCCGCCCAGCGCGCCCCCCGGGACGCCCCCCGCCCCGCACAGCGACUCCCCGGUGCUGUCCCUCAACCUCGGCCUCAACUUCAAGAUCAAGGUGCGGAGCCAGGGCGGCCCGCGCCCCCCCGCGCCCCCCACCCCCGCGGGCGCCCCCCGGAGCCCGGGCCCCCCCCGCAGCGCCGCGCCCCCCACCCCGCCCGAGCCCGGCGAGGGCUCCGCGGGACCCCCGGAGGAGGCGCCGGCCCGGGGGGGGCCCCCCGCCCGCGGGGCCACGACCCCCGGCCCGGGGCGGCCCCGGGACAAGCAGCUGGAGCUGGACAUCGCCAUCGACCUGACGGCGGGGCUGGACCCCCCCGCGGGCGGCGCGGGGCCGGCCGUGCCCCCCACCAGCCUCCUGCGGGGCCCCCCCGGCCGCCCCCGGCUCCUGCCCGGCCUCUCGGAGCUGGCCGGGAGACUCAGCGCCGCCGGGUUCCUGUUCCCCACGGGGCCCCCCAGCAUCGGCGCCGAGGGGGGAAACGCGUCCCUGGAGCUGGACGAGGCGGGGAGCGGCGCCGAGCCAGCGCCGUCCCCCGGCCGCCAGCCCUCCCGGGGGGCCGCGCCGCCCCCCGCCGCCGCCUCCGCCUGCACCCCGGGCUCCGCCUGCGGCUCGGGGGGCCCGGAGCCCGGCGGGGCCUCCCCCGCGCCCCCCUUCCCGUGGCCGCCCCACUUCGUGCCGCUGGGCGCGCCCUGGCCCGAGGCGGCGGCGCUGUGGGGCGCGGCGUGGCCCGGGCACGUCUAUGGGGCGGGGGCGGCCUUCGCGCUGCUGGCGGGGCUGGGGGCGCUGCUGCUGCUCGGGGGGCGCCGCCCGGGGCUGGCGCGGCUGCUGGGGGCGCUGCUGGCGCUGGCCGCGCUCGCCCGCGCCUUCCCGCUCUUCUUCGACCCCUACGAGCUGGGGGGGCGCCUGCCGCCCCCCGCCGCCCGGGCGCUCUUCGAGCUGCCCUUCCCGUGCCUGGGCUGGGGGCUGGCGCUGGCGCCCCCCGCCGCCGGCCCGGUCCCGCUGCUGCUGGCCCUGGGGGUGCUGCACCUGGGGGGCGUCCUGGGGGCCGUGGGGGCGCUGGCGGCGCUGGGGGGGCCCCCGCUGCUGCUGCUGCUGCUGCCCCGCGCUCUGUUCGCCGCGCUGGCGGCCGCGCUGGCGCUGCGGGGGCUGCGGCGCUGCGGGGCGGGCGGGGGGCGCAACAAGCGCGGGGCGGCGGCGGCGGGGGGGGCGCGGGCGGGGGUCCCGCGGGCGCUGGGCGCGGCGGCGGCGGCGCUGAGCGCGGGGCUGCAGCUCUUCGGGGCCCUGCAGGCCUGGGGCUGGGCCGCGACCCCCGCGCCCGGGCCCUGGGCAUGGUGGGGGCUGCAGCUGGGGGCGCGCCUCACCGAGCUGGCCAUGGGGGGGGCGCUGGCCGCGCUCGCCUUCGCCGCCCCCCCGAGCGGCCGCGCCCCGCCCGGCGGCCCCGCGGAGCCCCCCGAGGGCGGCGGCGGGCGGGGAGCGGGCGAGGAGGCGGGGGCGCCCCCCGAGUCCCCCCUGGACGUGGACGGGGACCCCACGGCCGGGUUCCGGCCCCCGUCCCCCAUCGACCUGCGCCGCUCCAUCGACGAGGCCCUGGGGGCGCCGGGCAUGUUCCGCGCCGGGAACGGCGGCAUCGGGGGCACCCGGAUCGGCCUCACCGGCAACGCCGCGGGCGCCGGGAACACCGGCAUCGCCCUCACGGGCAGCGCCGGUAACGGGGGGAAAGCCAAGAGCAACGGGGUCAGCGUGCUCGGGAGCACCGGCAGCACCGAGAUCAGCGUCAUCAGCGCCGCCGGCAGCGCCCGCAGCGCCCCGAGCACCGGCAGCACCGGCACCAGCAGCACCGCGCUACCGGGGGGCGGCAGCACCGCCAUGCCCGGGCUGGGCACCGGGAGCGCCAUCGGCACAGCCGGGGCUGCGGCAGCGGGCGGCACCGGCACCGCGGGGGCGGGCCCGGCCGGAACGGGUGGCACGACCGGCACGAAUGGCACGAAUGGCAAACCUGGCACGGCUGGAACAGCCGGCACAGCUGGCACAGGUGGCGCUCCUGACUCAGCUGGCACAGCUGGAACACCCAGCGCAGCUGGCGCGGCUGGCAAAGCUGGAACAGCUGGAGCACCUGGAACAGCAGGAACAGCUGGCAAACCUGGCACAGCCGGAACACCUGGGGUAGCUGGUAAACCUGGUACAGCCGGCACACCUGGCACAGCUGCAACAACCAGCAAACCUGGCACAGCCGGCACAGCCGGCACACCUGGCACAGCUGCAACAACCAGCAAACCUGGCGCAGCUUCGGCAACCAGCAAACCUGGCACAGCUGGCACAGCCACCACGCCUAGCACAGCUGCCAAACCUGGCACAGCCAGCGCAGCCAGCACAGCCAGCACACCUGGCACAGCCGGCAAAUCUGGCACAGUUGCAGCAACCAGCAAACCUGGCACAGCUGGCACAGCCAGCACACCUGGCACAGCUUCAGCAACCAGCAAACCUGGCACAGCCAGCACACCUGGCACAGCCAGCACACCUGGCACAGCUGGCACAGCCGGCGGGACAGAGCGUGGCACCCCCGGCACCACCAGGGACAGCAAAACCGCGCCCCCGGGAACCGGCACGGCCGGCACCUCAGGGACGGGGACACCGAGCAACGCCAGCGGCACACCUGGAACAGCUGGAACCCCUGGCACACCUGGAACGCAGGGCCCUGCAGCGCCUGGCACCGCUGGCCCGUCAGACCCCGGUUCCUCGGGCACAGCUGGGACACGGGGCCCUGGCACAGCUGGCACAGCUGGCGCUGCUGUCACCCCCGGUACCCCCGGCAGCUCCGCCCCCCGCGGCCCCCCCACCGCCCCCCGCCCCUCGGGGCUGUCCCGCGCCGCCUCCUGCGGGGGGGGCCCGGCCCGGGGGGCGGAUCCCGGCGCGGCCCCCCCGAGCCCCGCGACCCCCGCGCAGGGCCCGGCCCGGGCGGCGCCGCCCCCGCUGCGGCCCUCGCAGAGCUGGGCUGAGGGGAGCCCCCGGGCCGCGCCCGCGCCCCCCGAGACCCCCGCGGGCGGCGGCGGCCCCAGCCCCGGCAGCGACACCAUUGACUUGUAGGGAGCGGCGGGGAGAGCCCGGCCAGAGCCCCCCGGGACCCCCGAACGAGGGCGGCAACCUCGGGACCCCCAAACUCCUGAGCCCCCCGGGACCCCCGAACGAGGGCGGCAACCUCGGGACCCCCUGAGCCCCCGAGACCCCCAAACGAGGGGGGCAACCUCGGGACCCCCAAACUCCUGAGCCCCCCGGGACCCCCGAACGAGAGUGGCAACCUCGGGACCCCCUGAGCCCCCGAGACCCCCAAACGAGGGGGGCAACCUCGGGACCCCCGAACUCCUGAGCCCCCCCCAAGUGCUGAUGACAAUCUGGGGACUCCCCAGGCCCUUGAGA